This is a messenger RNA of Hydra vulgaris (swiftwater hydra), 1593 nucleotides long. NCBI's taxonomy places the organism in Eukaryota, Metazoa, Cnidaria, Hydrozoa, Anthoathecata, Hydridae. The record is from RefSeq and is a predicted model, not a curated record.
AUGGAUAAUUUACGAGCUCAUGCUUGUAAGUUAUGCAUACAAUUUAAUAGUAUAUUUAUUAUUCAUAUUUGUAAUACAGGUAAUUUUAACGAGAAAUUAUAUUCAUUGGCUAAAGAUGCUGAUAAUGAAAUUCCAGCUAAAAUUAUUCAGAAACAAAAUGAAAAUCAAUGGUUUAAAGAUGGUGUCAGUACAAUAAAAAAAAAAUUAAAAGUGAAAGAGAUAAAUAAAAAGGCGAAAAAUGUUAUUCUGUUUAUUGGUGAUGGUAUGGGUCCCUCAACAGUCACAGCUGCUCGUAUACUUGAUGGGCAAAUUAAAAAACAAACAGGAGAAGAAAAUGUUUUAAGUUGGGAAGAGUUUGACAAUGUUGCUCUGUCUAAAACAUACAAUGUUGAUUAUCAAGUUCCUGAUUCUGCUGGAACAGCAACUGCAUUAACAGGAGUAAAGACCAGAUUUGAUUCUAGACCCUGUAAUGUACCAGAAGUUAUUGAAAAAGAAGUCGAGUCUUGUAAUAUUGUGGGACUUAUUAAUGUGAAUGAAAAUGUCAUAUAUAAAGACUGUAAAUCAUCUAUUGGUAAUGAAGUUUUGUCUCUGGCACAGUAUGCAGAGUUAGAUGGGUUAUCAACAGGUGUAGUUACUACAACACGUCUAACACAUGCAACUCCUUCAACUGUUUAUUCAAGUUCUGCUUCAAGAAGUUGGGAGCAUGACAAUGCUGUUAAAGACAAGCAAUGCAAAGAUAUAGCAAGCCAACUGAUUGAUUUUAAGUAUGGAAAUGGUCUUGAAGUAGCUUUAGGCGGAGGGCGAUCUGCAUUUCUUCCUAACUUAACGGUUGAUGAAACGACAAAAAAAACUUAUAAAAGAGGUGAUGGCAGAAAUCUUGUUGAGGAAUGGAUUAAUAAAACCUCUAAUAAUGGUAAAUAUGAGUAUGUUUCUAAUGCAGCUCAAUUAAGAAAUCUAAAACCAGAAGCUGUUGAUCAUGUGCUUGGAAUAUUCAAUUAUGACCAUUUGAGUUACUCUUACUAUCGCUUAAAUGGAACAGAUGAGCCAUCUUUAGUUGAAAUGGUUGAAUUUGCUGUCAAAGUACUCAGCAAAAAUUUUAAAGGAUUUUUCUUGUUAGUUGAAGGUGGUCGAAUUGAUCAUGGUCAUCAUGACAACAAAGCUUUCCAUGCUCUUCAUGAUGCAGUGGAACUGAAUCAUGCUGUUCAAAAAGCAAAAGACAUUACUGACCCAAAUGAGACUCUUCUAAUAGCUACAGCUGAUCAUUCACACGUGUUUACAUUAGGAGGGUACCAAAUUUAGUGUUUACAUUAGGAGGGUACCAUCGUUCUGCUUUUCUGUGAUUGGUUUGAUAUUAUUGCAAACAAUGCUGUUUUUCUUCAAUGAAACAUUUAUAUUUUAAAUAGCAAACUUACAUAGAAAUAUAUAUAACAAUAUUAAUAUUUGUAAAGUAAAUAUAAAAUUUUUUUAUUUUUAUUUUUUUCUGUUUAUGAGUCCCAACAUUGCAAAUUUUAUGAGAAUUUUUUAUGAGAAUCUAUAUAUUUAUACUAUCUUUAUGAGAAUUUAAAUACGUAUACUAUACGUAUACUAUUUUUA